AUGCCGCCCAAACCAUCUGCGAAUCCUUCGAAUCACAAGGCGGACGCCACGCAGCAGCCCGAACCCGAUGAGCCCGUCCCCUCCUACGAGACGGCACUCCGCGAGGGCGCUGGCGGUGGCAUUGCUGCGGGUCCCUCUCACUCGCCCGCUCCGCCCGUCCAUCCUACAUACGGCUGCUCGCCCUAUACACCACACGGCACUGCACGCAUCGUCAUCGUCCCCGCGCCGCAUUUCCACUCCCAGACAGACGCUCUUCUUCCGCCGCCAGCAUCGAUGAACGCACCUCUCGGACCCAGGGCCAAACCACGCUUCUUCCUCGCCCUCCUCCACGCCAUUAUCAUCUACAUUCUCAUCAAUCUCCUCGUUGAUCUUACAGUCACUCGCAAUUGGUGA
Messenger RNA from Moesziomyces antarcticus, 393 nucleotides. RefSeq lists its product as uncharacterized. The record is from RefSeq and is a predicted model, not a curated record. NCBI's taxonomy places the organism in Eukaryota, Fungi, Basidiomycota, Ustilaginomycetes, Ustilaginales, Ustilaginaceae. The coding region runs from base 1 to 393 and encodes 130 amino acids. The transcript has a single exon.